AUGUCUAAUCAAACCCCCUACAUUGGGAGCAAAAUCAGUUUAAUAUCAAAGCUGGACAUUCGCUAUGAGGGAAUUCUGUACACGGUGGAUACGAACGAUUCAACCAUUGCGUUGGCAAAAGUGAGAUCGUUCGGUACCGAAGACCGUCCAACUCCAAACCCUGUCGAAGCUCGUGACGAUGUGUACGAGUACAUCAUUUUCAAAGCAAACGACAUCAAGGACCUUAUAGUUUGCGAGACGCCUAAAGUUGCUACUUUGGCUGGUGGACUUCCUUAUGAUCCAGCAAUCAUAUCGGUGUCGGCUCGUACUGGAUCCGCGUCCGCUAAUGAGCAGCAGGUUUCUGCCGGUUCGUCGCGUUCCGAUACUCCACACCAUCGUGGCAGUCCAAACCUUCCUCAUGGAAAUCGAGCUCCGGGUACUGGCCGCAAUGCAACGCCACGUGGAAACCGUAAUCCAAUGGCAUUAGGAAACCGACAAUUCAGUAAUGGGUAUCCUCGUGGAGGUUACAAUUACGCAGGCCAGCGUCCUCGUAAUAAUCAUAGCAUAGGGGUUCCUCGCCCCCGCGAGAAGCUGAAGUUUGAUGGCGACUACGAUUUUGAGAAAGCUAACGAGCAGUUCCAAGAGCAGUUUUCUGAUAUGUUCAAGGACAAGUUGAAGGUUGAUGGUGAGAAGAGCGAGGAAGAGCAGGCUGAAAAAGCGCCGGAAGAUACAUACUAUGACAAGAAAAGUUCGUUUUUCGACCGCAUUAGUUGUGAAGCUCUGGAGAAAGCUGAAGGAAAGAGUGGACGUCCGGACUGGAAGAAAGAGCGUGAGACAAAUCAAGAAACAUUUGGUCAUUCGGCUGUUCGCUCGUUGAACUAUCGCCGUGGAUUUGGGCAGCGUGGUAGAGGAGGACGUGGAUUUGCAAGUUAUAAUAAUUUUCGAGGUGUUUAUGGUAACGACAAUGCAAAUCAUCGCGGCAGAGGUUUUAACAGAGGCGGAUACCAACAGAAUCAGCAGAAAUGA
Messenger RNA from Angiostrongylus costaricensis, 1005 nucleotides. Lineage: Eukaryota; Metazoa; Nematoda; Chromadorea; Rhabditida; Metastrongylidae. The record is from the annotation of a GenBank genome assembly.